UACAUAUAACAUUAGGAGCAUAGUAGAGAAGCAAGGUGCUGAGUACCAAGAGAUAGCUAAAAUGGGACUUGGGACUCUGCCACUGACCCCUUCUUACAGCGGUUUCUCUUCAAACUCAGGACUUAUACAUGACACCACCAAUCACAGAAGGGUCAAUAGAAGCAUGAAAUUCAGAGUUUCAGCAAAACAAGAGAAGCAAGAAGAGAAGAAAAAGCAAUCUUUGUUCAGCAGUGUGACUGAAGCUCUUGAUUUUUCUCAAGUGAGAUCCGCUGAGGAUGCUCAGCUUAUAGAAGAGGCUAGAGAAGCCACAAAAUCAGGAGAAAGAAUGAGUAGGGAACAGUAUGGAGCUCUUAGAAGGAAAAUUGGUGGUACAUACAAGGAUUUUUUCAAAUCUUACGUUGAAGUGGACGGGGCAUAUGUUGAAGAGGGCUGGGUUGACAAAACAUGCAAGGUGUGCAAGAAGGACACUAAGGGAGAGGCAAGGCAAGUGGACAAGUUUGGAAGAUAUGUUCAUGUAGCAUGUCUAGAGAAGGCCAACACAGGGAACUUCUUUACAAGACUGUUUUCUAGAUAAAGAGCAGCAUUCCAGAGUCAUGGCAUGAAAUGGUGGGGGGAAAACUCAUUUUCUCAUAUAGUCUUUAUACCCAAUGAUUCUAUUUAGUCAUCCAAUUAUCACAUUAGAUAUUCAGCUUGUGUGUAUUCUUGUAUACAAGAGUGAGAAUUAAUUGUAGUUUCCACGUUGGUUAAAUGAACUAUAGCAAUUUCAACCAUACAAUCAUUUAUCUAUCUCAAGCCUUUAUCAUCGUAGCAAAACAAAGAGUAUUAUUGCCUCAUGGAAAGUGUAUUUUAUUCAAACAGCCACACGCAUGUGUUAGUGAGUGGCUUUUAACA
Molecule: messenger RNA, 891 nt
Organism: Glycine soja
Lineage: Eukaryota; Viridiplantae; Streptophyta; Magnoliopsida; Fabales; Fabaceae
Exons: 3
Coding region: 62-574 (170 amino acids)
Biological process (GO): positive regulation of DNA-templated transcription; chloroplast organization
Cellular component (GO): nucleus
Molecular function (GO): DNA binding; zinc ion binding
Source: RefSeq, a predicted model, not a curated record